Molecule: messenger RNA, 1437 nt
Organism: Uranotaenia lowii
Lineage: Eukaryota; Metazoa; Arthropoda; Insecta; Diptera; Culicidae
Product: protein bowel-like
Exons: 7
Coding region: 1-1437 (478 amino acids)
Biological process (GO): embryonic pattern specification; embryo development; regulation of transcription by RNA polymerase II
Cellular component (GO): nucleus
Molecular function (GO): RNA polymerase II transcription regulatory region sequence-specific DNA binding; DNA-binding transcription factor activity, RNA polymerase II-specific
Source: RefSeq, a predicted model, not a curated record
AUGACAAUGCCUGCCGAAGGCGUGCUGGACGAUCAUGGCAUUGCUACAAUGUCACGUUCCUCCAGGAUCGACCAGUUCCUGGCGGCCGGUGGAGGGCCGCCUUCUUCACCGACCAUUCGUGGAUCCAGCGGGGGUUCCGGUUCUUCCAGUGGAGGCGGACGGACGCCUUCCUCUUCCGGUGCCCCGGGGGGAUACGAUGGCCAGUUGGGAGGAUUUCCUGCUCACAUGAUGAACCCCGGAGCCAGCCAACAUCACAGUCGUGAGAGUUCUGCCUUUGUACCCGUACUACCGUCGAGAUCGAUGCGACCUGGAUUGUAUCCUGGGAUGCUCGAUGCCCCGGAUGGGCUCUCUAAGGAAGGAGUCCCCAAGCGAGGUUCCAGCUACGAGCUAAUGGCUAUGAUGGCCGAUAAGCGAAAGGAGCUGGCCCUCCGAGAAGCAGCCGCCGCCAUGCUUCUGCCAAGACCUGGAGGACCUCCGGUACAAUCCCCUGGAGGCAUUUACCCACCGGGUGCCUUCCUCGGAGGCCCAGGUCCCUCCCCUACCUCAGCCGGAACCUUUACAUUCCCACCGGCCGGCGUUGGCCUUUACCCUCCCGGCGUUCCUGGAAUGCAUCCCGGUCUAGACCGAAGAUUGCUGCGAGCCCCGGGCCGAGCCUCCCGCCCGAAAAAGCAGUUCAUCUGCAAGUUCUGCAACCGCCAGUUCACCAAGUCCUACAACCUGCUGAUCCACGAACGAACGCACACCGACGAGCGGCCCUACUCCUGCGAUAUCUGUGGGAAAGCCUUCCGGCGGCAGGACCAUCUCCGAGACCACAGAUGGAGACUGUUGAAGAGCAUUGUUGAUGGCGAGCUUUCCGCAACACCAACAACAUCUUUCAGCCAUCGCCAAUCAGCAGACAACUGCUCACCGCAGCAAGUCGUGGUCCAGCUUGGCUCUGGCGUCGGCAAUGAGAUCAAAGUCGGAUCAAAGGAUUCCCGACUUGGGCACUCGAGUGGAUUGCCUUCUAGCUUAGAGACCAUCAGGCUUUCACCAGAAUACGAAACACGCGCUGACGAAUGUUUGCUAUACCUUCUGGAGUUCCUCAAGGAAGUCAUCUCGGACCACUAUUAUAAAUGGAACGUCGAUGCGGCCGCGAUGCAAAAAGAUGAUGACAAAGACGACGACGACGAUCAAGAUGAUGGUUCCGCGGGACCGGCAAUUCAUUUACCCGAUGGGUAUCGUGUAUGCGUGGCACGAUACAGAUCUUCGGUCAUCGAAAUCAUCAUCAAAAUCUGCAUUUCAUCUGCAAAUCCAAUUAGUAUUCCAUGUGUCGCCUUUCUGCGGCAUACCAACGCCAUAUCGGUUAGAAACGCCCGUUUACGUCUCCGGGCCCAGUUCUGGAUUGACGGAAUCUUGCCCAUCAUCGUCAUCGUCGCUCCUCUUGUCGUUGCUUUCUAG